AAUUUGAAAAGCCGGCUCGUCGCCGCGCGCUUCGCACUCGCAGUUGAACCGCCGGCGCGAUACGACCUACUCCUGCAGCUCUCCAAUACCUACACACAUUCAUACACACACAAGGUGAAGUUUUUAAACCGGUGCGCGAAAUAUUUAAUUUAUCGCGUUCGUUGAGCAAGCAAAGCAUAAAUAUCUACCAACUAUACAUACACAACAACGGCGUGUCGCGUUUUGUCGCUUAUCACAGUCACGAGUUGGCUUUCGCAACGAUUCCAACCGCGUAGAACCAACCAUGGAGAGCGAAAUCCUCUGCGGCGACUCGCUGAUCAUUUCCGAUAAGAUGCAACAGGAGAAGGAAGACGGGAAUGUGGCGCAGAAGAUCCAAGCCGAGUGCGAUAAGAAGUUCAACGAUUCGGAUGUCAUCAACGAGGCUGAACCACUUGUACAAUCCAAACCAGCAGAAGCAGAAGCAGAAGAAAAAGAUGACUCGCCGGUUGAGCAUGUGACGAACGGAAAUGGUGUUGAAUCUGCGCUGCAAAACGGUAAUCACCAUGAGGAGCCCGAGGAGGAUAGUUUAAAUGUGAUCAAUGUCGAUAACAAUGAAUCCAAAGUUGAAAUUAUCGAAACCUUGGAGAAAACACAACCGGAAGUUGAAAUUCAUGAAGAAAUCGAAGAACCAAAAGUCGUUAUUGAAGAAAAACACCAACCGGAAGUUGCAGAUGUUGAUGAUAUUAACAUUCACAGAAAUGAAACAGACGAGGUAAAAAUUCAAAAUGGUGAUAAUGAUAAUGAUAAUGAUAACAAAGAAGAAGAGAAACAAGAGGAGGAAAAAGAAGAAAUCAAAAUCGAUGAUGAACCGGUGAAAAGUCAUUACCAACCCGAGAAAAUCGAGAAUUUCGGAAUAAGUGUCAAAGAAAUGGUCAACGAUAUGCCGCGUGUCAUCGAGGACGAAAUGAAAGCGCCCAAGGAGAGCGUACCCAAUGGACCACGCAAGGGCGCCAUUGCCACCAGUAUGGACACCGAAAGCGUCCGGGAUGCUUACAAUGAGAUUCGCGAUAAUAAUACAGACACCACAUGGGCCGUAUUUAAAUACGAAGCCAGUAGAAUUGUCUGCGCAGCAAAAGGUGUUGCCUUCGAUGAAUUCAAGAAGUUAUUCGAUGAUGACGAGCGUGCGUAUGGUUACAUCCGGUUGCAAACCGGCGACGAACUGUCGAAACGCUCCAAGUUCCUCUUUGUCACAUGGAUCGGCCCUGGUGUGAGCGUGUUGAAGCGCGCCAAGAUGUCCAUCGACAAGGCCAUCAUCAAAAACGUCGUUUCCAAUUUCGCAGUUGAACUGCAGCUGGAAACGUUGUCGGAAUUCGAUCUGCCAUUCUUCACCGAGUCGCUGAAUAAAGCCAGCGGUGCCAAUUACGGUACCGGCGUGCGAGAGAUUUAAGUUACCCGAUGGCAAGAUGGCCGCCGAUCGCGCACACGCCACACAAUUGCUUGCUGAAUGCAUGUUUACCUACUUUGCCCGACAACUAGUUGACGCAUCUGGCGUCCGCAAUAAUCAAUUCGUUUUCUUUUGCAUUUGAUGAUACUUCUUACAUUUUUCGAUGGAAAGUCGCGGUAAUAUGAGUUGGAUUACUAGUUGCUAGUUUUAUUGGUCGUGUCUUUUCGUCAAAUGUCAAAUCUUACGCGAAUACCUAUAAUAUAUUGGAUUAUUUUAUUUUAUUUAUACAUUUAUCAAACGUACUGCAUGGCCAGCGCAGUGGUGACUACUGAAAACUUGUAUUUUUAUAAUGUUUUAAAUUAUAAGAAGCAUUCAUUUGCUUGAUAACUUAAUUACUGAAACACUUAAGUCGAUAAGUUGAAGGAUAUACCUUGUAAAAAUGGCGGAUUGUAAACAAAGUCAAUGUUUUAAUAAAUAAAAAUGUAUUAUUAAUAAGUA
Dalotia coriaria is the source of this 1921-nucleotide messenger RNA. Its product is annotated as suppressor of Mek1. Gene Ontology annotation, cellular component: site of polarized growth; cortical actin cytoskeleton; actin filament. Gene Ontology annotation, molecular function: actin filament binding. The record is from RefSeq and is a predicted model, not a curated record. The transcript has 4 exons. Bases 284 to 1426 code for a protein of 380 amino acids. Lineage: Eukaryota; Metazoa; Arthropoda; Insecta; Coleoptera; Staphylinidae. Gene Ontology annotation, biological process: regulation of actin filament polymerization.